GAAAGAACCAAGUCGCCAACGCAACUCUGCUACAGCCCAUUGCUCGCUUCACAAGUUCAAUCAAGCGCCCUUCACAUCGGACGUCUUCGGUAACCCUCAUUUGCGACUUCCAAUCAACCGCCCACACAAACACCCACCAUGUUCAUAGCACGAAGCGAAUAUGACCGCGGUAUCAACACCUUCUCGCCCGAAGGCCGUCUCUUCCAAGUCGAAUACUCCCUAGAAGCCAUUAAGCUUGGUUCAACAGCGAUAGGCGUAGCGACAGGCGAAGGCGUAAUCCUCGGUGUUGAGAAGCGCGUAACCUCCACCCUGCUCGAGACCAGCUCCGUUGAGAAGAUUGUUGAAAUCGACCACCACAUUGGCUGCGCCAUGUCUGGACUGCAGGCUGAUGCACGAAGCAUGAUUGAGCAUGCCCGCGUCGAGAGCCAGAACCACGCUUUCAACUACGCUGAGCCACUACGAGUCGAGAGCUGCACCCAGGCGAUAUGCGAUCUGGCGCUGAGGUUCGGUGAGGGUGCCGAGGGCGAGGAGAGCAUCAUGAGUCGGCCUUUUGGUGUUGCGCUCUUGAUUGCGGGCUAUGACGAGGAUGGCCCAAGUCUAUACCACGCCGAGCCCUCUGGUACUUUCUACCGCUACGACGCCAAAGCCAUCGGUUCUGGAUCCGAGGGUGCACAAGCAGAGCUCCAGAACGAGUUCCACAAGUCGCUUACUCUGCCUGAAGCCGAGGUCCUCACGCUCAAGACAUUGAAGCAGGUCAUGGAGGAGAAGCUGGAUAGCAAGAAUGUGCAGUUGGCAAGCGUGACCAAGGACAAGGGCUUCAGGAUUUACACUGAUGAGGAAAUGGCGGAAGUUGUUGGAAGGCUGCCUACAAACUAGGUCUGAUGAGGAAUCAUGGUCUAAACUCAAGUCCAUAGACAAGGAUACUAUAGCAUCUCGGGCAAUAUGUUCGAGUUACGCGAAAAUGAAGCAAUGACCAAA
Pyrenophora tritici-repentis Pt-1C-BFP is the source of this 978-nucleotide messenger RNA. RefSeq names its product PRE1, 20S proteasome. The record is from RefSeq and is a predicted model, not a curated record. Gene Ontology annotation, cellular component: proteasome core complex, alpha-subunit complex; proteasome core complex; nucleus. Lineage: Eukaryota; Fungi; Ascomycota; Dothideomycetes; Pleosporales; Pleosporaceae. Gene Ontology annotation, biological process: proteasome-mediated ubiquitin-dependent protein catabolic process.